UCCUGUUUGUCUCUAUGAAACCCAUUUAGCAUGAAAUCGCAAGUGCAGUGAGAGUACAGACGGUCAGACAUUAGAAUGGCCAUGAAAAUUGUUUUAUGGAUGCUAGUGAUUUUAGUUUCCUUACAUUCAAUAUCAUCGCAUGGCUCGGCGAGAUAUUUAAAGGAAAUUGUCCUCGGUAGAUGCUGGGACUUUCAACGGCAAAAGACGUCCGAGGUCACCCCCAAGAACUGUUCGAAAUUAUGGGAAACAUUUCACAAUGCAUUCGCCUUCAAGGACCCGUGUGCAACGAAUUUCUCUGAUUAUGAACCUUUCUUUGAUGAAGUUGGAAUGGACAUUGUCAAAAGGGAUAAGAGUCUCUUUUGGUCAGGAACAUACAAAGAAGCUCACGAAUACUCGGACUUUAACUCCAGGCUGACUACAUUAGAAGAUACAAUGGCAGGAUGGAUGAUGAAUGGCUUAACUUGGUGUGGUUCAAAAAAUAAAUCAUCUGAUGGUAUUAACUACGAUUCCUGUCCAAAUUGCAGUCACUUCAAAGCAUUUUGGGGCUUAGCUUCAAGAAGAUUUGCAGAGAAAGCCAGUGGAAUCUCUCAUGUCUUGGUCAACGGAUCGCGGUUAAUAAACGGGACACCAGCUGCUUACUCAAGAACGAAUUUCUUUGGAAGUAUGGAGCUUCCAAACCUUAACAAAAGCAAUGUCAUUGAGCUGAAAAUUCUAGUGGUCCAUAACAUCGGUGGUCCCAUUUUGGAGGUUUGUGGCAAUGGCUCGAUCAAAGAGAUGGAGGAGGAUGCUAACAAAAGAGGCAUAAAAACGACUUGCCUCGAUGACCCGGCGCAAAUUCAACAUCUGCUGUGCGCUGAUUUCCCAGAAUCUCGCGUGUGCCGGUUCCUUCGUAGUGCAACAAGGAGUGUAACAAAGGCCGUGAGUUGUGGAUCUUGGAAGCUGGUAGCUAUUCUGAUGAUAUCGAUUACUGGAGCUGUUCUUCUGGUUGCACUAAUUGGAGUAAUUUAUGUCAGCAGUAAAAAGAAAAAAAACCCCUUUUCAUUUAAAUACAGACAACAUAUACAGGAAUAAACUGUAAAACAUCUAAAGGUCUUCCUUUGAAACUCAGCAAACGCUGAACAUUUUGAUUUGAAUCUGACAGGUCAGUUGUGUAGUAAACUAUCAACGUCAAGUUCAAAAUGCGCAAACAAUCCCCAAACUACCAAAAUUAUCACCGUUGUCAUUUGCGGUUAAGUUUCCCGACACCAAGAAUUUACCUUGAAACACAUAUCACUUAAAAAAAUAUUUGGUGUCCACAGCUGUCUGAGUCUCACAGUACUUUUUGAUUUGAUUGUAAUUCCUAUGGAAAUUGACGAAAUAUACUUGUGCUUAAAAAGUU
This is a messenger RNA of Pocillopora verrucosa, 1378 nucleotides long. RefSeq names its product ADP-ribosyl cyclase/cyclic ADP-ribose hydrolase. Gene Ontology annotation, biological process: positive regulation of B cell proliferation. NCBI's taxonomy places the organism in Eukaryota, Metazoa, Cnidaria, Anthozoa, Scleractinia, Pocilloporidae. The record is from RefSeq and is a predicted model, not a curated record. Gene Ontology annotation, molecular function: phosphorus-oxygen lyase activity; NAD+ nucleosidase activity. Gene Ontology annotation, cellular component: plasma membrane.